AAUCAAUAUUGUUUGUACGAAUGUAACUACAAAAUAGAAUGAGUUCUGUUAUUUAUUCGAUAGUUGUUGUCUGUUAUCUCAUAUUCUUCAGCAUUAACAAUAUGAUUUCGUAUCCGGCGGAAGGCUGUCAUCAUGGUCUUCAUAGAAAGAAGAGAGAAGCCGGGUCAGCUCUUACAGUUCAAGAGUUCUUUCCUGGAUGUAUGAGAAAUCUCUCAGCAGAUAUACCAAGGUUUGAAAACAGGAGUUGGGAAGGAUCGGUGGCAUUUACGCUGUUCCAUUCGACGUGGUAUGAGGUUAUUGGGAAUGAAACUUGCAUAGACGCCUAUGACACGAUUGAAUGUUGGAACGAAAAUUUACCUGAUUAUAUUUCAAACUAUACUGAUGGAGUCGGUAAACCGGCAUUAAGACUGGCACAAGAAUGCGUUGUGGAAUACUAUAACCAAUUUUUUGGACUCAAUGUUACCAUCACAGCUUUUCCAACUGGAUCUAAUGAACCGAAUGAUUCAACAUGCAUAGCAGUAAAUGAAUCAUACUACAAAACCGAACUGGUUGCUGACCUGAAUACAACUGAAUUAGAAAGUGGCGAUCAAACUGUUAAUGAAAUUGAUGAUACUGUUGCAUUUGUUAUUGAUGAUAUGAUAUGUCCGAAUUGUACGUGCGCUGAUUUGUUUGCUAAUGAUGAAUAUGUGGAAGAAUAUGAAUUUGAAAGUGGAAUAUCCUGUGGCGACUGCUGGACAACAAGGCUUGCUACUUCGACUCGCGAAAAAUCUCCGAUUAGAAAAACUGGAUCAAAGUUAGCAGUCAAAAAAUCUGGAGUGAAGAGAAUUAGAAGAUGUGCGAGAGAUCCCAUUCCAGAAUCAGAUUACGAAAUUGUCAAUGACCUUUUACAAAUGAAUAUUUCAUGUUUUGAUUCCUAUGUUGAAUUGAGAAUAAGUGCCUGCGGACUCGCCACACUUAACUACCGACAGGCAACUGAGUUAGCAAUUGCAGAUCCGACAUCGACAGAUGAUGUUCAUUUCUCCCAACUUGAUGAUGAAUGCAAACCCGUAGUGAAAAGGCGUAAUCAACCUCUAAAGAAAGAAGUAUUUUUCAAUUUCACUCAAUCUGCUUGUGAUGCCUAUGUUGUACAGGUAAAUCCAGAUGAAGUCAAUUACGUAUACGGUCUUCGGACAUUGGAGCCAGAUUUUAAGUAUCAAGAAGACGAAGUUCUCAGACGAAUUCUUCUUAAUCUCAAUAUAACAUGUCGAUACCAAAGUGUUUACAGAAAUACCAUUCCGUUUGGAGCAAUUACAAUUGUUUCAAGAACGGUUUCUGUAAAUCUGGCAAGCAGUAUUGGAUUAUCAGUUACAAUGACUGUAUACAGAGAUUCUGAUUUUAAUGAAACCUUUACAAGCGAAAAUAGUGAAAUUAUAGUACCCGACAAAAUAUGGUUAAGAUUCACGCAUGACGGAAGUUUGUCUGAAUACUUGGAGAUUGAUGCGUGCUGGAUCACACCCGAUGAAAAUAGAGAAAAUCCAAUUUUAUAUGAAAUCAUAAAAGACGGAUGCACUAUUGAGGAAGAUGGUGUAAACAUAGCCAAAGAACUUCAUACAUGCGAAUCAAACGUAGCUAGUUUUGGUUUCGAAUCUUUUAUGUGGGGAGCAGUUGCUGAUUCAAACGAACUCCAUUUGCAUUGCGACGUCAUAUCAUACCUUGAUACAGAUCCAUAUUGUGGAAAUAAGAGUUGCCAAGGAACAAGGAGGCGAAAACGGUCCAUAUCGAAAAAGAGUACAACGAUGGGUGCUUUAUUUGUAGGAAGCAGUUCGAAUUUAUGCACUGAUAAACAUGGACAAUCCUGUUCGGAAAUUUAUUUUGGAUGUGAUGAAUAUGGAAAACCAAAAUGUCGUUGUUCAACAGGACGAAAAUUAAAAUCAGAUGGAUUAACUUGUGAACCAUUAUGACCUCAUUCCGUGCCCAUCUACUGAACUAUUUUCGUGGUUAGCGUGCUGAAAUUAUUUGAGAACUGAAAUGAAUUGAGAACUGAGCAAGUUUUGUAGACAACAAUUCAGUAUCGAAUAAAAAUAGCAUCUUGCGUAUCAUCAGUGACUGCUUGUAUAUGGCAUUGUUUAGAGCGGAAAAAAAUUAUAUAGUAUUUUAUAGUUUAAAUGCAGAUUUGACGAAGUGCACGGCUACCUAAAUAAAGUUACGACAUGGCAAUUAGCUAGCACAAAUGCGUGUACUAGAAUUCUUCUUACUUUCAGAUGAAAUUUUCUAAUAGGUCAUGUUAUAGGUGAACUGGGCGUGAUUUCGAUAUCCCUGAAAAAAAAUAAAGCACUGUUGGGCACAAAGUCCUGAUAUAUAUAUAUAAAAUGUUGAAAAAUUGUGGAAUUCACUAUCGCUUUUGCAGCGUAGGUGAACAUACUGGAAAGUUGCUACUUGCUACA
This is a messenger RNA of Styela clava, 2423 nucleotides long. RefSeq lists its product as uncharacterized. The record is from RefSeq and is a predicted model, not a curated record. Lineage: Eukaryota; Metazoa; Chordata; Ascidiacea; Stolidobranchia; Styelidae.